Molecule: messenger RNA, 680 nt
Organism: Pistacia vera
Lineage: Eukaryota; Viridiplantae; Streptophyta; Magnoliopsida; Sapindales; Anacardiaceae
Exons: 4
Coding region: 1-363 (120 amino acids)
Biological process (GO): GPI anchor biosynthetic process
Cellular component (GO): endoplasmic reticulum membrane
Source: RefSeq, a predicted model, not a curated record
AUGGUGAAGCCGUCAGCCACUGAAACUUCCCCUUCUUCUUCUUCAUCCCAUUCGGUGUCUCCUCUACAAACAUUUUUAGUCCACCUGAUUUGUGGAGUUGGCUUAGGCGUUGGAUACUGGGUAGCCCACAACAUCUAUUCCAUCAAUCUCGUCUCUCAUCCUUCGGGCACUCUCCGUCUGAUCUGGGUUAUCAAGAGCCCAAUUGUUAUUCUUCUUUACAGCUAUUUUCGGAAAAAUCCCGACAAAUCCUCGUAUUUCAAAGCUGUGGUACGAGGCCUACUGGGACUCCCUGUUGGGGCUCUUUUAAAUGCUUUAGGAGCUAUUGCUUUGGGUGCACCUGUGGGCAUUCAGUAUGUGAAAUGAGGGUAGAUAAAAAUUUGUGCCUUUUACUGUUAUUAUGGAAACAGAAGUCACAGUUGAGGUCAAAAUGGGUUCACUCAUAGUUCCUUAGACAACACCUUUCUUCACUGUCAGGUACACAAAGCCCCUACAUUUUCUACAGGUGGCUUUCCUGUUUCCUUUUAAAACUUUAUGAAUUUUGCUUUUAUCCCAAAAUAAAAUGUAAAACUUUAAUAUAAUGGAUAAAGUUGGGUGGGGAAUUCAUUUCAAAAAUUUGUUUUACCUGUCCAAAUCUCAACUGUGACUUUCUUUUCAAAAUUGUGGAGAAUUUGUCAAGAUAA